ACGAUUGCCAGUGGAGUCUAGUCUUGAUCUGUCAUAAUUCCAUCUCUGCCGGAUUGAUCCAUUCAUUCCGCGAGUCUCAUUUGCUAAAGCGCCUCAGAUCAUUCCCAACCUUCGCACGCAAAUCUGCAAGCGUCCCAGUGAGGGAUAGAGAAACAACCCCUCCGAAACCCACUGACACUCUCCCAGAAUUCAAUCAAAACCAAUCUUGAUAAACAAUGGCGACUUUCCACGGACGCUGAACAGACCAAUGCAGCAAGCACUGGAACAAUUCCGCGUCCGGAUGGCCACGGCAAACCGGAGAUUCAUCCAGGAUCGCGUGGAUGAAAUCGAAGCCCGGGGCCUGGCCCGCGAAGAAGUGAAAUGGCAGAAGAUGGUCGAGUACCGACACAUCUACCUACCGAACGAGAGGGAGAACGGGUUUCCGCCGCGGUUGGUGGAUCUUCCCGCGGCAAUGGACAUGGACAUGGGCCAGGUGUUCCCAUUUCCCCUGAACGGGGUGCACCCGCCGCGACUGCGGACCCACGAAGCCCGCGAGCAGUUCCUGGAUAUGCUCCAGCAAGUCUUUCAGCAGCAGGCGGCGGACUGGGCGGCGGAGCGAGGCCAGGAGACCCCCGGGCUGGUUCCCCGCUGUGACGAGCUGGGCGUGUUCCUGCAGUACGCCUACGCGGUCGAGGACCCGGAUUUCCGCCUCUCCGCCAUCCCGCCCUUUGAGCCGGGGCUGAUGCUCUUAUCGGAGGAACAGGCGGCGUUGGCGGAGACGCAGCCCGAGCGGUACCGUGAGCUGGACCGGGAAGAGUGCGCGCAGGUGCGGGAGUACCUGGAAUCCGACGGGAUUGGCGAUCUCAUCCAUAAAUCGAUGGUUGGCCCGUCGGUCGAGUCCGAUGAUCUGGAGUUCAAGGCUGGUGUGGUUACGGGCACUGGCUAUAUCGGUGAAUACCCUCACUGGUAUAGUGCCUAUCUCUACUGCCGGCAGCGGGAUGAUGCCGUGCGGGAUGAUGCUAUUCCCGAUGCCCCCAAUAUCCGGAUUGGGCGUGGCGGGUCGUUGUCCUUGACGACAAGGGGGAUUUCCUGGCGCCUACUGUGAUUUACGGGCGCAGGCCGCGCUUCGACUCCAUUCCGGAGUUUUUGGAUUGGUACUGUAGCUGGCCGGACUAUUUGGAUGCCCGCCGCAUACGGAGUCUUCGGCGUCGUGCUGUUCAGUGUGAAAGUGAUUGCGAGUCGGACUGUGACUUGCACCUCGCUUGAUGGGCCGAGUUUUGUUGUUCUCUGGCGGCCGGAGAGUAGCUAUGUAUCUGGUUGAGAGGGGAAUUAUCUUCCGAGCGUUGUAGUUAGCUCAUAUGUACCAACCUCAACACUUUACCUUGGAAGUUGCCCCGCGUACGGGUAACUUGGAUUUUAUCAAGGCUUGGGUGAUCCAUACAGGGUAGGGGAACUUUGAAAUAACCUCUUCGAAGAUCUUUGACUGCGUAUUGCACAGAUAACCCUCCACGACACUCCGUAUGCUGACAAACUGAAGCGCU
This is a messenger RNA of Aspergillus fijiensis CBS 313.89, 1520 nucleotides long. RefSeq lists its product as uncharacterized. The transcript has a single exon. Bases 248 to 1084 code for a protein of 278 amino acids. The record is from RefSeq and is a predicted model, not a curated record. Lineage: Eukaryota; Fungi; Ascomycota; Eurotiomycetes; Eurotiales; Aspergillaceae.